Molecule: messenger RNA, 1596 nt
Organism: Lasiodiplodia theobromae
Lineage: Eukaryota; Fungi; Ascomycota; Dothideomycetes; Botryosphaeriales; Botryosphaeriaceae
Exons: 4
Coding region: 1-1596 (531 amino acids)
Biological process (GO): vesicle-mediated transport; protein geranylgeranylation; small GTPase-mediated signal transduction
Cellular component (GO): cytoplasm; nucleus; Rab-protein geranylgeranyltransferase complex
Molecular function (GO): GDP-dissociation inhibitor activity
Source: RefSeq, a predicted model, not a curated record
AUGGAAAGCCUCAGUGAGACCCGCUGGGACGUGCUCAUUGCCGGCACUGGCGUCGAGCAGUCCCUCCUUGCACUGGCUCUGUCACGCUCCGAUAAGAAGAUUUUACACGUGGACAAGAACGAUUUCUACGGAGGGCCUCAGGGAGCUUUCAGCUUACAAGAGGCAGAUGCAUGGGCAAAGAAGGUCAACGACGAUGAGACAAAGCCGUCGCUGUUCCGUCGUGCCUCCAUAACCCAGCCCGCGCCGGCCGACUCGGAUGUAGAGGGACCCAAGCUUGGCUUCUCGAGAUCGUACAGUCUUGCGCUGGCACCGCAGCUGUUGUAUAGCCGCUCUGCCAUACUUCCCGUGCUGGUAUCGUCGAAAGUCUACCGGCAGGUUGAGUUUCUGGCAGUGGGAAGUUGGUGGGUAUACUCUUCGGAUACUGGGCCUCAGACGGAGUCGGAAGAAUCUGAAGAGGGUCGGUCUGCUGGACGUUUGACCAAGGUUCCAAGCGGCCGCGAAGACGUCUUCUCGGAUGAGAGCAUCGACUUCAAGGCGAAAAGACUUUUGAUGAAGUUCCUGCGCUUCGUCGGCGACUACGAGAAUCAGGAGGAAGUCUGGCUGGAUUAUCGCCAGUUGUCUUUCUCCGACUUCCUUUCGGAUCACUUCAAGAUUCCCAAAGACAUGCACGGACCGCUACUGGCAUUAACUUUGUCUCUGGAAACUCCCGACAAGACUACAACCGAGUAUGCGCUGCCGCGGAUCGCGAAUCAUCUUCGGUCGAUUGGCGUGUUCGGCCCGGGCUUUGCCUGUGUCAUUCCGAAGUGGGGCGGCCUUGCAGAAAUUUCUCAAGUCGCUUGUCGCGCUCAAGCCGUUGGCGGUGGUAUUUAUGUCCUUGGACAGGGCGUCACCAGCGUUAAUACGGACCCGAGCCCUUCCACUGAUGCCAAUGAGGACGGUUCUCAAGGCAGAGUUUCAGCAUUGUUGACAGAGGGCGACAACAUCUCCACGAGAUGGAUUGUUGGUUCAGAUGACGACCUCCCGUCUCACGUAGAGUCUCCCUCUACUGGGGCUGUUGCCUGCUCAAGGUGUAUUUCGAUUGUAUCGUCUGCUCUGCGACAACUCUUUCCUCCAUUGGCUGAAGGUGCUCCUGCGCCUGCCGGUGCAGUAGUGUCCUUCCCUACUGGCAGCCUGAACGUGGAUGGCAGUACUGAACACCCGCCAGUGUAUGUCUUUGUUCACUCAAGCGACACUGGCGAGUGUCCAGCCGGUCAAUGUGUCCUCUACGCUUUCACUUCUCCUACUGGCGAACAGGGUGUCAAUCUCCUCAACGCCGCCGUCGCCGCUCUUCUCCAGAGCAUUAACGAAGAAACGACGCCCAAGAUCUUGUGGUCUAUGCAUUACGAGCAGCACUCCCGCAGCAACAGAGACGCGCCUGCUACAACUCAUGAAAGCGUAUUAGCAUUCCCUCCUCCCUCACUGGAACUCAAGUUCGAUGACUCCAUGCUGGAUUACGUCCGCACCAUGUGGGAGAAGAUCAUGGGUGAGGACGCUGAACCGGACUUCUUCAUGAAAUUCGAGGACCGGGAGGCGAUAGAUGAUGAAGAUUAUGAAUGA